AUGGACAACUUCAACGAUGAUCUCUACCCAUUAGCAUUGCUAAUGGAUGAGCUAAAGCACGACGAUGUGGCGAACCGUGUUCAAGCAAUGCGAAAAGUAGAUACCAUUGCCAUGGCAUUGGGUCCUGAAAGAACCGUAAACGAGCUUCUCCCGUUUCUUCACGACGUUGCCCAGGAUGACGAAGAGGAAGUUUUCGCUGAACUUGGUACAAAAUUGGGGUCUUUCGUGCCCUUGGUGGGCGGCCACCAGCAUUGUGAGCCAGUGAUACAAAUUUUGUUGAUUUUGGUGUCGAUGGAAGAACCAAUAGUUCGUGACAAGGCGAUCGUUUCACUCAAUUUGAUUGCUGAUGAACUCAACGACGAAGAACUCCAUGGAAUCUUCUUGCCCAUGGUAUCAACAUUGAGUCUGGGAAAUUGGUUUCUGAAAAAAGUCGCUGCUUGUGGUCUUUUCAAGUCAAUCAUUCGUAGGGUCAACGAGGAAACCCGCCAUGAAUUGCUCCAAACAUACUUAAAAUUACUCACAGAUGACAGUCCUAUGGUGCGCCGUGCUGCCGCUUCCAAUUUACCCGCCAUCAUUGAAAAAUUGGACGGUGCUCUUCCCGCAGAUUGGGACGUUAUUCUGGCCAUGUUCCACCAUUUGGUACUGGACGAUCAAGACUCGGUCAAGUUCUUAUCGGUGGAUGUUCUCGUGGCCAUAUUGGCCCGUUUCAGAGAACUGGGUGACGAUAGCCACAACUCUCAGUUCUUGGCUUCUGUUCUUGCCCUUAUAGGUGAUGCUUCCUGGCGGGUACGUUACACCGCAGCUGACAGAUUUGGAAAACUUGCAACCAACUUUGGUGAUGCUGAACUCGCCAAGCUUGUUGAUCCAUUCGUGUCUUUAAUGAAGGACAAUGAGGGUGAAGUUCGUAAGGCGAUUGCUCGUCAGUUACCUGACUUUUGCGAAUACCUCGCUAAUAUUCCAGAUGGACGCUCUAUCAUAGUGGAAAAAAUCGUUCCCGUUGUUGCGGAGUUGGCAGAAGACCCUCAUGAGGCUGUCAGAGCAGCAGCGGCAUCAAAAGUCACUGGGUUGGCCCCCAUACUCGGAAAAGAAGCCACCAUCGAACAACUUUUACCAAUUUUUUUGGUCAUGUUGAAAGACGAGUUUCCUGAAGUACGUCUCAAUGUCAUAUCCAGUCUCUCGGUGGUCAAUUCUACCAUCGGAGUCAGUCUCUUGUCCACUCACCUUCUUCCUGCCAUAACUGAAUUGGCCCAAGAUUCCAAAUGGCGUGUUCGUUUGGCAAUUAUUGAGUACAUUCCCAAGCUCGCCGACCAGUUGGGAGUGUCAUUUUUCAAUUCGGAACUCCUUUCCUUGUGUAUGCUGUGGCUCUGGGACCCAGUGUUUGCUAUUCGUGAUGCCGCCGUCAACAACUUGAAAGAACUCAUAGUCAUUUUUGGUUCGGAAUGGGCCAAUAGGGAGAUUAUCUCGCGGUUGUUGCACUCUCCCGAAUCGUCACAAGAUGAUCAAGAUCAAAUUGAUUACUCAAACUUUGUUAUUCGUUUGACAUGCUUGUUCACUGCCACCAAAAUUAUUCCAGUAGUUGACUUUGAUAUUGUGGUGUCGUCUAUUUUACCAUUUGUGAACCAUUUGGUGAACGAUUCCGUGCCCAACAUCCGAUUCAAUGUGGCCAAAUUGUACUUGGUUUUGGCUGAAACUUUUGCAAACAGUGGUCAACCCAAUGCUUCUUCCAUUGUAUCGAACGACAUUCUUCCCAAGUUGGAAAAAUUGCAAAGUGAUGAAGACGUCGAUGUGCGUUUCUAUGCCAGUCGCAGUAUCCAGGGCAUUGAGAACCUUGCCUUGAAGGCAAAUUGA
Molecule: messenger RNA, 1848 nt
Organism: Meyerozyma guilliermondii ATCC 6260
Lineage: Eukaryota; Fungi; Ascomycota; Pichiomycetes; Serinales; Debaryomycetaceae
Gene: TPD3
Product: protein phosphatase 2A structural subunit
Exons: 1
Coding region: 1-1848 (615 amino acids)
Biological process (GO): protein dephosphorylation
Cellular component (GO): cytoplasm; protein phosphatase type 2A complex
Molecular function (GO): protein binding; protein phosphatase regulator activity
Source: RefSeq, a predicted model, not a curated record